AUAUAAUAAGCCUUUUGUCUCCACCUCUCCUUUACAACACAGUAUCAAUUUACGCAGAGGAAGUAAUGGAAUCAAAACCCUCAAAUUCUCCUUCAAGCUUAGUCGACCAGCACGUUUUUCCCGGGGAUGUCGUACUGGACCUCUCUAAAAUGACUAAUCAAACUAUCAAGCUUGGAAGCAGCCUUCGUCAGGACGGUGAUGCUAUAUCCGCUAUGAAAGCAGGGAAGCUUAGGUUUGCAAAACCAAACAAGUACUGGGUUGAAAGCUCCCAUAAACGGUAUGUACCUUGUGCUGGGGAUACAGUUCUUGGAAUAGUCGUUGAUUCAAAAGCAGAUUACUUUCUUGUGGAUAUAAAAGCUCCUACAUUAGCGUUUCUGCCAGUGCUUGCUUUUGAAGGUGGAACUCGGAGAAACAUCCCCAAGUUUGAGAUGGGCACUUUGUUGUAUGCUCGUGUUGUCAUGGCAAACACUGGCAUGAACCCUGAGCUAGCAUGCAUGGAUGCCACUGGGAAAGCAGCAGAGUUUGGUCCCCUUAAAGAUGGAUACAUGUUUGAAUCAACAACUGGACUAUCAAGAAUGUUGUUGAAAUCUCCACCAUGCCCCCUUCUUGAGACUCUUGGGAAGAAGCUCGCUUUUGAGAUUGCAGUUGGUUUAAAUGGCCGUGUCUGGGUGAACGCGUCAUCUCCAUCUAUAAUUAUCCUUGUAGCUAAUUCAAUCAUGAAAUCAGAGUCAUUGAGUCCUGUACAGCAAAAGAUUAUGGUGGAUAACCUUCUCCAGAGAGUUCAGUAAAAGAGAGGUUGAACCUAGGGCCAGCAUCACCAAAGAAUGGCUUAGUAGCUGCAUAGGGGUUACGAAACUGGACUAUUUUCGACUCAAGAGUCCCAUCAUUGCAUUGGUCCACUGCUGCCAGCUUGACAAAUACCAUAUUUUUCGAACAUUUUUGACCUGUAGGAGGAUGUCAAUGCGAUUUCCCCACUUAUCUUUCUAUACUAUUUGACACCUGGGAUUCUGGGCUAUGCAAAAAGAUAAAACUUUUUAAACUAGUUUAUGUAGUAUAAACUGUAAUUACUUACAUUUGUUCCUAUAUGUUGAUUAGUUAUCAGUUAGAUGAAACAACAUUUUAUCAUGUCAUUCUAUUGAAAUAUGUUUUUCCACCAGUGAGGAGUUUGCUGGGACCGCAGCUCUAUUGAUACACCUUUCUGAA
Olea europaea var. sylvestris is the source of this 1203-nucleotide messenger RNA. RefSeq names its product putative exosome complex component rrp40. Gene Ontology annotation, biological process: poly(A)-dependent snoRNA 3'-end processing; exonucleolytic trimming to generate mature 3'-end of 5.8S rRNA from tricistronic rRNA transcript (SSU-rRNA, 5.8S rRNA, LSU-rRNA); U4 snRNA 3'-end processing. Gene Ontology annotation, molecular function: RNA binding. Gene Ontology annotation, cellular component: cytoplasmic exosome (RNase complex); nuclear exosome (RNase complex). NCBI's taxonomy places the organism in Eukaryota, Viridiplantae, Streptophyta, Magnoliopsida, Lamiales, Oleaceae. The coding region runs from base 66 to 788 and encodes 240 amino acids. The record is from RefSeq and is a predicted model, not a curated record. The transcript is spliced from 10 exons.